Haliotis rubra (blacklip abalone) is the source of this 4910-nucleotide messenger RNA. Its product is annotated as linear gramicidin synthase subunit D-like. The transcript has a single exon. The coding region runs from base 17 to 4822 and encodes 1601 amino acids. Lineage: Eukaryota; Metazoa; Mollusca; Gastropoda; Lepetellida; Haliotidae. The record is from RefSeq and is a predicted model, not a curated record. Gene Ontology annotation, biological process: biosynthetic process.
UACUACCGUCGUUAAGAUGGCGAUACAAGUCGCUGCUAUUGGGGAAGGAAAUCUGCUACUCUCCUGCGUUAAGGAUCUGCAAACACCUGAUUUCAACGUAGCCGCUGUGUUCACAGACUCCAAGCAUGUGGCUGCAUACUGUGAGGGUAAACACAUUCCAGUAUAUCCGAGACGAGCCUCAAUCACUGAACUGGUCGGCGUGUGUCACCUGGACUAUCUCUUCAGCAUCAGCAAUCCACGAAUCCUGAAGGAAAAAGAGAUCCGUCUUCCGCGGCGCCUUGCCAUCAACUACCAUGACUCUCCUCUGCCUGCCUACUCUGGUGUCAACGCCACCUGUUGGGCAAUUAUGCAAGGGGAGAAGACCCAUGGCAUAAGUUGGCAUGUCAUUGAGACCGAGAUUGACACAGGGCACAUCAUACGAUCCGAAACAGUAGAAAUUGAUGAUGAAGACACAGCCUUUACUCUCAAUCUAAAAUGUCAGGAAGCUUCAAAGAUAGCAUUCAGGUGUCUCCUACAGGAUGUCCUUAAGAGUGACAUUACAAGUGUUCCUCAGGACUUGUCCAAAAGAUCCUACUAUGGAUUGAACAAACUGCUACCAAACUUAGGUGUGCUCUCCUUCAACUCACCCUGUGAUACCCUUUACAAUUUUGUAAGGUCUGUGGGGUUUGGACAUCAUGAAAACCAGUUAGGAUCAGCAAAAGUUAGAACUGCAAAUGGGGUGUUCCUUUUGGUCAAAUCUGCAGAACGAUCUUACAAAGGACCCCAUUCAGCAUUGCCUGGUACAAUACUGGACGUUUUAGAUGACACAAUAGUGGUUGUUACUGCUACUUCCCAAAUUCAUCUUUGCCUUGCCAACUUGAAUGGUAGUCCUAUCCCUGAAACACAGUUCAAACACAUUGGGCUGGCCACGGGGCUUGUCCUUCAGAACGACCUUACCAUUGCUCCAAAUGACCACCUUGUGGACAUAAGAAAGAAGGAAAGAUUUUGGAAGAAAAUACUGAAAGCUUAUGAACCUCUGACUUUCUUCCGCCAAAAGAUGAAUGUCCUCGCAAAUAUCAUUGACAUCUCUUCCAGAAUAAACCUUCAAAGGACAAGGAUAUGUGAAAUUGAUAUUGACACAGACUUGAUGCAUCUUCAGGCAGCCUUCUUGGGAUUUCUUGCAAGGGUAUGUUGUGUGGCUGAUGUGAAUGUUGGGUUUAUUGCUGACAAAAGUGGUAUUCCUGACAACUGCAGGGCGCUGUACUCUGAUAUAUGCCCUUGUCUCUUCCAUGUGAGGCUGUCAUCAGAGUGUGAAGCUGCUAUUGAAACGAUUCUAAGAGAUUUGAAGACGCACAAUCUCGAUAAGCCUUUCAUGAAAGAUGUUAUGUACAGAUAUCCGGAUGUGCAGAUUAACAGAUCCCCUUUCCACAACUUAGUCAUUGGACAGCAUUCAUCAUACCUCCCUCCGGAUGUAUUUCACGACUGCAACAUCGCGGUGUUGUUUCCUGAGCAUGGCGACGAGGAACGUUAUUUGACUGCUGUGUACAACAAAAGGCCUGGACAGGACUACAACCAAAUCAUUGAAACAUUGAAGCAUUUCCCAAGCUUUCUGUCAUCUGUAUCUGCUUCACCUGAAAGUAUUGUGUCUGAUGUUUCGCUUGUGUCAGAAGAAGAGGUACAAACGUUGUAUACUCCAGCUAAAGUCGGGCCCGGCCAAACAACAUCUGUCAUUGAAGAAUUUGAAAAGCAAUGCAGAAAAAGACCAUCAGCAAUUGCUUUGAAAUCCUCCAAGAAGUCCCUCUCAUAUCAAAAGUGUUUAGAUGAGGCAACGAAUCUUUCAAAGCUUUUUAACAACAAUUUGGAACAUAUGUUGAACCAACUGCAGCUCAUACCCAUUCAUCUACCAAAUUCCAUCAGCUAUGUCCUGUCUGUGUUAGCAACACUGAUGAGUGGCCUCUCCUUCUUGCCCCUACCAGUGGAUUUUCCAUCAGACCGCAUCAUGUUUACAUUGUCGGACUGCAAUGCUGGGGUAAUGUUAACAUCCAAGGAACUAUAUGACAGCAAAGAUUUUGAGCCUCUGAAAAAUGUUUCAACAGUGAUCUUCAGGACAACAAUUGCUGGAAUUCCGAUUCUGUUGAUCAGUUUGAAAAUAAAUGAAAACAGAGACAUUCUUACAGAGAAUAACAAUGAUUCCUUCUAUGAUGGGAAUGGCAAUGGGAACCUACCGAAACGUGCCACGCCGAUAGGGGACCUUUGCUAUGUCAUUUACACCUCUGGGUCCACGGGACAACCGAAAGGUGUUCUAGUGAAGGAGUCGAGUGUCAUCAACAUGGUCUUCGCUCAGAUCGACAAAUGGAACCUAGGACCCUAUGAUGUGACAGCUCAGUUUGCCUCUAUUGGCUUUGACGCAUCAAUAUCUGAAAUAUUCACAUCUCUUUUGUCAGGUGGGACACUUGCUGUGCUCAACAAGGACCAGCGACUUGGACAUGAAUUGGUGAACACUGUGACUAUGCUUGGAAUAACAACCAUCACCCUCCCACCUUCUGUUCUGAACAUAUACUCACCAUCAGAUCUGCCAACUCUCCGAAAUAUCAUUGCAGCUGGAGAGGUUUGCACACUCAGUAUAGCCAUGAAGUGGACAAAGCAAACUGGAACUCGGUUCUUCAAUGCCUAUGGCCCAACAGAGACAACGGUUUGUGCUACCAUCUAUGAAUUUCAUUCAAAGAACCACUUCGAAGAGGUCAACCAGGACUUGCCGAUCGGUCUUUCGAUAUCUGGAUGCCACGUAUAUCUGUUUGACGACUUUGUCAAACCGGUUCCUCCAGGAACUGUAGGUCAGAUGUAUAUUGGCGGCCAAGGUGUAUCUCGGGGAUAUAUGGGUCACGCAGCAGACAGAAACCCAGAAUCUUUUAUACAGAAUCCUCUCACCAAUACGCCAGAUGUACUGUACAAGACUGGAGACCAUGCGUUCCAGGACAGCGAUGGCAACAUCACAUUUGUCGGUAGGCUGGAUGGUGAAGUCAAGAUCAGGGGACAGAGGAUUUCACUGAGUGAGAUUGAGCAGGUAUUGAUACAACACAUCAUGGUCCAAGUUGCUGUAGUUGUUCUUCAUAGAUGCUCCAUAACGAAGGAAACAGUAUUGUCUGCAUUUAUUGCACCUGAUUUCGUGUUCAUCUCUGAAUUGAGGGAAUAUCUUGCAAGGGUGCUGCCAAAGUACAUGAUCCCUGCCUAUAUCAAGAAACUCAAAAACCAAGAAUUUCCAACCACACUGAAUGGGAAAAUUGACAGAAAAACUCUGUCAAUGGAUGAGAGUGUACACGAUCAGUGCAGACACAUUGGAUAUAGCCAUUUGAAUGAGGUACAGCUUCAAAUUGCCAGAUUGUGGUGCAAGGUUCUAAAUUUGGAUGCUUCCUUUACCUAUUCCAUGCAUAGGAUGAGCUCGUUCAGUGAGAUGGGUGGAAACUCCCUUCAUCUAGUCCUGCUACAGAGAGCAAUUGAAGAAGGGUUCAACAUUUCCCUCUCAUUUACUGACAUUGGUGCGGCUGAUACUGUUGAGGUACUUGCCGAAAUCAUCACCAGGAAAAGAGACAUUGCUAAAACUAAUCAUAACAUGCCCAGGAGACAGUCAAUCCAGUUAAACACCUACAUCCUGUCGGAUUCAGAUCUAGAAGUAGAUGCCAGUGCAAAUACAGUCUUCGGGGUGAAAUUAGGCCUGAAUUGUUCGCCCCCAUUUCAUGGGAAGAAGAGUCCCAUGACAAUCCUGAUAUCCGGAGUCACAGGAUUCCUGGGAGCAUUUCUUCUGAGUGAGCUCCUAGAACACACUGUGGGCAAUGUAUGCUGCAUGGUCAGAGAAACCACAGAAGUCAAGGGACUCGGCAGAGUGGUUGAAAACAUGCGAAAAUACAACCUAUGGAAGUUUGAUUAUGGAAACAGAAUCGCCAUCGUUCUGUCUGACCUAAGGCAGGAGAAACUUGGAAUCGCUCCAGACAUCUACAGCAGUCUGACAAAUGAUGUUGAUGCUAUCUUCAUCAAUGCUGCUAUGAUGAACUUCAACGGAAGCUAUGAAGAUCACCGAAUCGCAAAUGUUGUCAGUACAAAGGAGUUUAUAAAGUUUGCUGUCACUAACAAAAGGAAAUAUCUCUUCAUGACAUCCUCUCUCAGCGUGUUUCUGUUCCCAACGCCCGGUAAAAGUGAGCGAGAUCAGUCUGUGAUAUUUGAGUGUGACUUUUUCGAUGAACCAAUCAACGUAGAAGGUGGCUAUGGUCAGAGUAAAUGGGCAAGUGAAAGACUGGUGUUGCAAGCACUAGAAUUGCUACCAGGUGGCGCCAUUUUCCGACCGGCUCGGAUAUCAGGUACUUCCACUGAUGGUGUUGGCUCACGGAAUGAUCUCUUUGCCUCCACCUUGCUAGGGAUGCGGAAACUGGGCAGUCAUCCUGAUAUGGACUUCCCCUAUGACCUGACUCCUGUGGAUUUCUGUGCAAGAGCCAUUGUGGAAAUUGCCUGUAUGAUCAGAAUCGGAAAAGGGAAAGGUCUCCGGGUGUUCCAUCUGUUCAAUAAAGACACUAUUCCGUUCAGGGAACUGUUCCAAGGAAUGGGGCUUGCCUCAUUGCCCCUUGACAGAUGGCGAGAAGAUCUUCGCGGUGCUCCUGAAGACAACACCGAACUGCUCCCUCUGACGCCGUUCUUCAUGUCGGCCUUCUGGGAUCGCGCCCGACACUGGCCAGUGUUUGACACAACUAACACAGAGCUGCUGAUCAGUGAGUCCACCAGACAGCUGCUGAGGCCAACCAGAGACCUUCUCAAGAAAUAUCUGCAAUUCUUUAACAUUGAAAAGAGUGUAUGAACCGGGUGAUCGAAACACAGCUACGCCAUACCUAAGGGUCACAUUGUUGGACAUAUUAUUUUCAUCUGUUUCAGGUGUGACUGUUUAA